Antechinus flavipes (yellow-footed antechinus) is the source of this 2485-nucleotide messenger RNA. It is a transcript of the gene SLC35D2, whose product is annotated as solute carrier family 35 member D2. The coding region runs from base 139 to 1155 and encodes 338 amino acids. The transcript has 12 exons. The record is from RefSeq and is a predicted model, not a curated record. Gene Ontology annotation, cellular component: Golgi apparatus. Gene Ontology annotation, molecular function: antiporter activity; GDP-fucose transmembrane transporter activity. Lineage: Eukaryota; Metazoa; Chordata; Mammalia; Dasyuromorphia; Dasyuridae.
CCUGGCUAGGUCUGUUCCCCUAGCCAGCCCGCUGUCGCCUCGGGCAUGUGGCCGAGUCUCUGGAGAAGGCUCCGGCUGGGCAGCACAGCGCUCUCUCGUCUCAGUCCGGCUGGCAAGCAUUGGGGCCCAUGAAGGAAGAUGCCUCCCGCCUCCAAGGCGGAGGAGGGGGAGCCUUCCUCUGUCGUGCACUCGCAGCUGGUCAAGCUUCUGUCCGCCCUCUUCUAUGGGACCUGCUCUUUUUUCAUCGUUCUGGUAAACAAGACUGUGCUGACUACUUACAGUUUCCCAUCACCCUUAGUUCUUGGAAUUGGACAGAUGGCAACCACCAUAGUGAUACUAUAUGUAUCUAAGUUAAAUAAAAUUAUUCAGUUCCCUGAUUUUAACAAAAACGUCCCAGUGAAGCUAUUUCCUCUGCCUCUCCUUUAUGUUGGAAAUCAUAUAAGUGGAUUGUCAAGCACAAGUAAACUAAGCUUGCCCAUGUUUACAGUUCUCAGAAAGUUUACCAUUCCACUUACAUUGUUCUUGGAAGUUAUCAUACUCAGAAAACAGUACUCAUUGAACACCAUAGUUAGUGUCUUUGCCAUCAUUCUCGGGGCUUUUAUAGCUGCUGGCUCUGAUCUAAGUUUUAAUUUGGAAGGCUACAUUUUUGUAUUCCUUAAUGAUAUCUUCACAGCAGCAAAUGGAGUUUAUACCAAGCAGAAAAUGGAUCCAAAGGAGCUAGGAAAAUAUGGAGUGCUUUUCUACAAUGCCUGUUUUAUGAUCAUUCCAACAUUUAUUAUUAGUAUUUUCACUGGAGACCUUCAACAGGCUACUGAGUUCAGCCAGUGGAGGAACAUUUUAUUUAUCAUGCAAUUUCUUCUUUCCUGUUUGCUGGGGUUUCUGUUGAUGUAUUCCACGGUGCUCUGUAGUUACUACAAUUCUGCUCUAACAACUACAGUAGUGGGUGCUGUAAAGAAUAUAUCCAUUGCUUACAUUGGAAUGUUAUUUGGUGGAGACUACAUAUUUUCUAUGUUAAACUUUAUAGGACUAAAUAUUUGUAUGGGAGGAGGAGUGAUGUAUACUUUUUUAACAUUACAAGGCCCAGAGCAUCCCAAACAGCAAGUGGAUGAAGAAAAUAUAUCUUCUGAGGCAAAGCGAGGAUCUGCUAUUGACUGAUAGAUCGACAGGGAAAGCAGUGGAUAGAAGUUCAAACAAGUGGGAAAUAAAUCUUUACAUGCUUAAGCACAUGACGAAUAGAAAGAAAAUCUACCUCACCUCACAUCAUAUGAAAAACUGUCUGAAAGUCAAUUUUUCCAAAAUAAUGAACAUAAAAUAAAUUUUUGGUUUCAAAGGGAAAGUAUUUCUAAAAGAAAAUUUAUAGGAUUCUGGACCUGAUAUGUAUUCUUGCCUAAAAGGUUUUUUCUUCAUUCUAAAAUUCUUGAUCUUUGUUAAAGACCUUAGCUUCAUUACCAUCAUUGCAUUUUUACAGUCUCUCAUCCAAGAGAAGAUUUUAAAAAAAGGUUUUGUUUCAAAUAAUUUGCCUUUUAUUUCAAGAAUCCAUGAGAAGGAACCCAUGAAAAGAAAAUCUGUUUUAAAAGAAUUAUUUUCAAAGAGUGAUUACCAAAAUUAGCAAUUGAAUGACCAGAGUCCAAUACAUUUUGCUUUGAUUUUAUGUAUGUGUGAGCCCAUUUGAAAAGAUGUGUUCCUUUUCUUUAAAAUAGAAAGAAAAGAAAGAUUUUAAUUCUGGAUAGCAUGAUACUAUUGCAGAGAAACAAAAAGAGGGUGUAGCCUAACAGCUAUGUAUGGUGGUAGUACUCUGUAUGUGUUAUCCUACUGUAUCUCAUUUUGCAAGUCUUAAAAAAUUGAAAAUGGCUUGGAAUCAAGGUUUAAACUGUCAGAUUUAGUAGCUUAUUAUCUCUCUGUUCAUUUCUAACAUACUCCUAGAGUGCUUUAAAAAUUAAGAUUAUUUUGAUCUUUACCAAAUAUACAGAGUCUUUUGGAUUUUUUCUGACUGUGCUAGAUUUGUCAUUUAUAAGACCAGAAUAAUAGUAUCUGUGAUCUUGGAAAAAUUACUUAGCCUCUUUAAGCCUCAUUUUCAGAGAGAAAAGGAGAGGAAGAGAGGGAAAGAGGAAGGGAAAAAUGGGUUUGAACAGAUCAUUGGUUCUUGACGUGAGUUUUUUUUUAAUAUAAUAAAAAUUGGAUUUCAAUAUAAUGCUUUACCUUUGUAAAUCUAUGUAUUUCAUUUUGUACACUUAAAAAUAUUGCUGAGAAGUGGCCCUUAGGCUUCAUUAGACUGUCAGUGGUAUCCGUGACCCAAAAUAGGUUAAGAACUAUAGGAUAAGAUGGUCUUUAAAUAAUCCCUGUAAAGUUAACAUUCUGGGACUUCUCUGAUUCUAUAAAAGUAUUUUUAAUCAAAUGUCUUAAAAUAUGCAGGGUGAUUUUUGCAUUCCAAAGCUCUUAUAAUAUGAGGACUAUAUAAAUUAAAAUUUGUUGUCUACUUCAAUGA